Molecule: messenger RNA, 2005 nt
Organism: Copidosoma floridanum
Lineage: Eukaryota; Metazoa; Arthropoda; Insecta; Hymenoptera; Encyrtidae
Product: sensory neuron membrane protein 1-like
Cellular component (GO): membrane; cytoplasm
Molecular function (GO): scavenger receptor activity
Source: RefSeq, a predicted model, not a curated record
AUGUCCACACAGUGUUAUUUUCUACGGAAAAUUUUUUAAUCUCUCUCAUCACAUGAAAAUUGUUAGGUACAAAAAAAAAUUCGACUCGGGCAGUUCACAGUGGAAAUAAUUUUUUUUUUCUUUUAUACAACUUUCUGUCACGUACAAGACAACAAUUAUUUUGGUAUCGGCAGAGUUCCAAGAGCGGCUAAUGCACGCACUAUCUUUAAAUCUAUCAAGUCUCAAGUCAUCGACACAUUACUAGGUGAAUUGCUGGAAGAGUCAAAAGCAAGAACAUCGAAGAUGAGUCGGGUGGUAAAGUACGGCGCCGCAGGGGCGGGCUUGUUUGUGUUCGGAGUGAUGUUUGGCUGGAUGAUAUUUCCCAAGAUUUUAAAAUCCCAAGUGCACAAGCAAGUAAAUUUAAAAGAAGGCUCGCAAGUGCGACCUUUGUGGAGUAAAUUCCCAUUUGCUUUAGAAUUUCGAGUCUACUUAUUCAACGUAACGAAUGCAGACGAUAUAAAGAAUGGCGCGAAACCUAUUCUACACGAAGUGGGACCUUACUACUUUGAAAAGUGGCAGGAAAAAGUUGACCUACAAGACCACGAAGAAGACGACACGGUAGACUUCAGCAUCAAAAACAAAUGGAUUUUCAGACCCGAUAUGAGUGAAGGACUCACCGGGAACGAAGAGCUGAUUUACCCUCACAUUUUUAUACUGGCCAUGGCCAUGGGAGCAGUCAGAGAAAAACCUGCCAUGCUGCCGAUUGUCAAUAAAGCCAUCAACAGCAUAUUUAAAAGUCCCGACAAUGUGUUUGUCAAGGUUAGGGCAAUGGACGUAAUGUUUGACGGUUUACCAAUCGACUGUACUGUUCAAGACAUAGCUGGCUCGGCAGUUUGUGCCAUGGUCAAAGAAAAUGCCGAUGAAUUGAUGAAAGACGGCGAGAAUAAAUACAAAUUUUCUCUGUUCGGAGCGAAAAAUGAUACGGCAUCGAAGAAGCGGCUUCGAGUAUUGCGAGGAGUCAAGCAUCAAAUGGACGUCGGAGUAGUGGUGGAAUACAAUGGGAAAAAAAAUAUAUCUACGUGGGACGAUGAAUAUUGUGAUACCUUUAAUGGUACAGAUGGUACUGUUUUUCAUCCUUUCUUCGGAGAAAAAGAAGACAUUGUUACGUUUGCUCCUGAUAUCUGCCGAAGCUUAUCCUUUACACAUGAAAGGAAAAGUUCAUACAAAGGUUUCCACACUAGCCGUUACACAGGAUUUUUAGGGGAUCCCAACACAAUGCCAUGGCAAAAAUGUUACUGCCCAUCUCCUGACAAAUGUUUGGGAAAAGGAGUAAUGGAUAUAUACAAAUGUACAGGAGUUCCUCUUGUACUUUCUCAUGCACAUUUUUAUCGAGGCGAUGAAAGUUAUUUAACAAUGGUAGACGGACUCAAUCCUUCGAAAGAGAAGCAUGAUUUAUUCUUGGAAUUCGAGCCAUUCACUGGUACCCCGUUACUAGCAAUGUCACGAAUACAAAUGAACAUAAUGAUUCACAAGGUGGAAAAAAUAAAGAUAAUGAAAAAUUUUCCGGAAGCCAUGUUACCUCUUCUUUGGAUUGAAGAAAGCGUUGGAUUGCCCGACUGGCUGUUAAAACAAGUUAAGAGUGGUCUAAGAAUGGUUGCCAUUGCAGGCUACUUAAAAUGGUUGAUGAUUUUCGGAGGACUCAUUAUGUGUGGGUUCGCUGUAUUUUUUUAUUUCCAUGGUGCUCAAAAAUCAAGUAAUCGUAUACAACUCCCAAAAGUUACUUCGAACAAUAGCAGCAACUCAGGUAGUGUUGACAAAAAAAUAUCACCCUUGAGUGUACGUACAUUACAUGCAGCUCAAGUGCCAGCAGCUCUUGACUAACUAUGUACUGGAAUCAAGGGACUGCAUACUCAACUAGUCUCGAUAAAAAGUUCAAAGGCUUUUCGAGACUUCGAGUCUCUUAAAGCUUUUUAAAUUAAAAUUUUUCAAAAACUUUUCAUACCAACGAAUCUCCUGAUGAGUGAAA